Molecule: messenger RNA, 2370 nt
Organism: Peniophora sp. CBMAI 1063
Lineage: Eukaryota; Fungi; Basidiomycota; Agaricomycetes; Russulales; Peniophoraceae
Source: the annotation of a GenBank genome assembly
AUGUCUUCUUCUGAGGCGGAGACCAACUCCAAACCCCGUCCGAACAAGAAACAGCGUGUUCCGAAGGUCGGGAUUGCCUGUGAUCGAUGUAGAAGACGGAAGAUCCAGUGCGACGGUCGCCUUGGUGGCGAAAAAUGCCGCUAUUGUACUCAGAAUGGUUGGGCGUGCGAGUAUCUACACGCUAAGGGCAAGUACCAGGUGGGAUACGUCAGGGCGCUAGAGAACAAGAUUAAGCGCUUCUAUCGGCUCAUACAACGAUUACAUCCCGAAGAGGACUUCUCCGCUGAGGUCGGGAAGCCGUUGAACGAGGAGAACUGGUCACAGGAAGGCCAUCUGAGCGAUAUCGAACUCAGUCCGCAGGGAGACUCGCCAGAGACAGACUUCAGCGCUCCGAGCGCGUUUGUUGCUUCCGACACACCGACCUUCUCUCUCACUUUCCCAUUCAAGGAGCCCGAGAUCAAGAUUGAAGACGAAUCGGACAUCGAGGACGAGCACUCGUCAAAGCUGCGCGAUCUGUCGGACGAUUUCAGUCAGCUUACACUGGGUGCAUAUCAAGGACGACAUUCGAACGUGGGCCUCAUCCGUAGUGCCUUGAACAUCACAUUCGAGCUUACAGGAUGCCGCCUAUCCCUAAUCGACCUCGCACGCUUCGGGAGAUCAGCCUUCUGGCAAUACAGCCCAUGGGACUGUACCACACCUAAGCAAUUCGUGCUCGACUUCCCGCCUCCCGAUCUGCUCGAGACUCUUGUUGCGCUCUACUUUGAUCACCAGAAUGCAGUGUUACCAGUGCUCCACCGGCCGACAUUUAUGCGCCUCCUUUCCAAGGGUAUUCACAAUGUCAAUUUCUCGUUCGGGUGCCUUGUCCUGUCAGCGUGUGCGAACGGUGCGCGCUACAGCAACGACCCGCGAGUAUUCCUUCCCGGCGCCGGCCCUCAGUCGGCAGGAUGGCACUGGUUCACUCAAGUGCGCGGUUACUCGGCGUUGCAUAACGGUUCUUCGCGGCUCUUCGACCUACAAUGUAUCUGUCUCACUACGAUGUAUCUCAUGGGUGCUGCCGCUACGCAAGCGAGCUGGGUGUGGUGUGGCCACGGGAUACGCCUUGCGCAGGAUAUCGGCGCACAUAAGAAGAAGACGUACGACGCACUGCCUUCGGCGGAGGACGAGCAGUACAAGCGUGUGUUUUGGAUUCUCACUCUCCUCGACAAGCAUCUCAGCAUCAUGAUGGCUCGGCCGUAUGCCGCCAAUGAUGCAGAUUUGGAUCUCGAAUUGCCAACACCAGUUGACGAUGAAUAUUGGGAGCUUCCCGGACCUUCACUGUCACUCAAGCAGCCCGAAGGCAAACCUUCGCGAAUAGACCUUGCCAUUUACUAUAUCAAGCUAUAUCAAGCGAUAGCGCCUGGUCUAUGCCUUAUCUUCUCAGGCGCGAAGAACCGGGCGAUGUUUGGAGCGCUCAAUGGCAUGUGGGAGCGACCGACCGUCGCGAACCUCGACUCGCGUCUGACCAUCUGGGCAGAAAGCGUCCCUAAACACUUGCGAUGGGACCAGGAAGGCCAGGAGGACAUAUUCUUAAUACAAGCGGCGCAUCUUUGGACGCGAUAUCACGAGUUGCAGAUCAUUUUGCACCGUCCAUUCAUCAAUCCUCGUCCAAGUACACCGAAGGAAGUUGCGGCGGAGCUUGGCUUCCCAUCUCUAGCGAUAUGCCUCAGCGCUGCACGGUCCAUCGUCCGCAUCAUCGACUGUGUCCAUCGGCGUUUCCCAGGCCAACUAUUCCCCUUCUUGCACGACUCGGCUUUCUUGGCGGGUAUGAUGCUGUUCCUCGGAAUCUGGGGUUCGAGGAAGUUCGGGGUGGCGUCAAGGACCGAAGAGGAUCUGCAAGGUAUACGCACUUGUGAGCGUUUCUUGGAAACGCUCGAGCUGCGCAUGCAUCCCGCUGGCCGCCACCGAGAUGUAAUGAAUGCGCUCCUUUCAUUUGUCGAUGCGCCUCCCCAAGCCGGUGCUCGUGGACACAAACGGACGCACGAAGAAACGCAGGCGCAACAGGUGCCCACAGCAAACUCGGAAGCAAUCCUCGCCUCUGUUGACGACUGGUUUGCGGGCACGCAGUACGAAACGGCACGGCCCUCGACGCAAUUAAACCCCUUCCAAGUCAACGGUUCCACGAAUGGUCUGGAAGAUCCUUCAUUAUGGACUGCCAGCGAGCUCAGAGCAACAGGGGCGCCGAAUGCCCUGUUUGCUGCCCUAGGUUUCGGCGCCUCUGUCGAUGAGCACAUCCUGCCACUGGAUGACUGGAACGUCAAAGGUGACGAGUUAUUUGAUGGGCAGAUUGAUCUUGCACGUUUAUUCGGGGGAGGAGCUGGGACAGGGACUUAG